UUCAAUCGAAGGUCGAAUCUCUCUUCUAAUCUCGUAGAGUCUCAAGUCUGUUUCAAUUUGCUCCAGACAUCGAAAAAGACCUCGAAGUCACUGAUUCGAACGAAUGAAGUUAAAGAUCAACAAGGCCUGCGAUCUCAGCUCCAUCUCAGUCCUUCCUCCACACACAAGGAGGCCAAAUGCUGUGCCAAAUGGACCACAAGCAUCGCAGCUUCGAUCUCAACCAUCAGAGCAGUCAUUUUCUCAGGGAUUCUCAUCUCAGCAUGGCAUGUUUUCUCAGCUCUCUCAGAACUCUCUUAGUGACGUUCUGACCAAUGAUCAGAGGUUUGGCUCUCAAGAACGAGAGAAUUCUGUGAAGAAGAUUGCCUGCUUACCCCCAAUUAGUCAUGCACGUGAAGAGAGUCAAAUGCAAAUCUCAAGAUCUUCCACCAACUUCAUGCGCAAGUGGAGUUCUGCGUCUGGUUCAGAUCAUCGAUGUCAGACUAGUGAGGAAUUUGAACACCGGAUUGGAAUGAUGGAAACUUCAUUGAAUAAGUUUGGAAUGAUCUUGGAUUCAGUCCAGAGUGAUGUCAUGCAAGGAAACAAAGGAAUGAAGGAAGUAUCUAUGGAGAUGGAAGCGAUGCGGCAGAAGUUGGCAGCUCAGGAUAACUCAUUGCAGUUAAUGAGUAAGCGGCAAGAAGAUUUCAAAGCUAGUUUUGAUGGGGGCAUCAAGUCUAUGUCUGAACAACUGAGCAAAAAUAACUCUCAAGACAAAUUACAGGAGAUGUUCUUGGUGCUUUCAGCCUUACCAGUAAAAAUAGAAAUCAUAGAAGCAUCUUUACUGAAAUCACAGAAUAAGCUGCAUGACUCCUUCGUCAAGGAAAUGCAG
Messenger RNA from Prunus dulcis (almond), 865 nucleotides. Its product is annotated as putative recombination initiation defects 3. The annotation marks the transcript as partial. NCBI's taxonomy places the organism in Eukaryota, Viridiplantae, Streptophyta, Magnoliopsida, Rosales, Rosaceae. The transcript is spliced from 6 exons. Gene Ontology annotation, biological process: chromosome organization involved in meiotic cell cycle; embryo sac development; meiotic DNA double-strand break formation. The record is from RefSeq and is a predicted model, not a curated record. Gene Ontology annotation, cellular component: nucleus.